Messenger RNA from Anas platyrhynchos (mallard), 4879 nucleotides. The record is from RefSeq and is a predicted model, not a curated record. Lineage: Eukaryota; Metazoa; Chordata; Aves; Anseriformes; Anatidae.
ACCCGCCGCAGCUCGGGCCCGGAUGUUCCGCGCCUCACCGCGACCCCGCCCGGUGCCUCAGCUCCGCUCCCGGGCUCCCGGCGGUUCCCCGCGGCUCCCCGCGGCUCUCAGGGCUCUCUCCGCGUCUCGCCGGCUCUCAGCCUGUUCGGGCUCCGUUUGGUGCAGGAGGGACGGCCGACAGCACGACAGCCACCAGUAUGGUCAGAUGAUGCGCUCUUUUACCUAUAGCCUGACUUUUAUAGCAGAUUUAACAGGGGCGGGUAGUGUCUCACGCAAGAUUAUCGGUUAAAAGCACUCAGACAACUGCAUGAAACAACCCCACCUGCGAGGAAACGACCCCCUUGUGAUUAAGCAGUCACAUAGAUCCCGUCCUUGAAGCCAGCUGCUGGCAACAAUAUUUCUUAAAUUCCUCAUCGGGCGAUGUGGGAACACUGUCAGGGGAACUUCUCGUAGUCGUCCUGGCAGCGUGGUUUGCUCAGCUGCAGCAAGCCGUGGGAUCUUGGCUGUUUCAGAAACCCCCCAACACACGGCCACGCUCACAUAACGCGCCGUGCAUCCCAUGAGCGAUGUGUCCCAGCGCACAGACACCCACACCCUGUGGCACGAGCAGCCCCAGGUCCCCUCGCAAGCGGCACGGAGAUGCUUGAACAACGGCAGAACAGCAGCGGGCGAGAUGCUGUGACAGCUCAAAAGGAACCGAGAACAUUUUGAUGUGAUACUCAGGAGUCAUUCGUCCCCCAGCAGCCUCCUCUCCCAUUCGCCUGUCGCCCCACCGUGCAGGCAGGAACACGGCGAAGGGCCUUGGCCUCACAGCGGAUUUCAGAGGCCUGGGGCUGGUUCCUGCCACAGCCAGGACCGAGGGAAAUGCUCUGGUUUGCCCUGCGGAUGCUAGAUUGAGUUCUAGGACAAGUGCGGUCAUAAAAAUAGCUCAGGCUUUACUUCUCCGAUCACAUUUAAUUGGACAAACACUACCGGGCAGCUACAGUCGGACGCUUGGAGAGGGAAUCCAUGCUGCACGCCAUACCGGCCUUCAACAGGAAUUCAGGCAGCUCUGGAUCUUGCAGAAACAUUUCCCUGAACUGCUCUGUAUUUCAACAAAAUUAAUUGAGCUGUCUUGCUAAUGAACAUGCAGCUCUGUUUAGAGAAUGUAAAUCAGCUGGCAAGACACCUGCCAAGUCAAGUGUGUUAUCCUAAUGUAAUGGGUGACUCAAUACACAUUCCUAUGCUGGAGAUUUAAAUAAUCCCUUAAAGCACCGCUGAGAGCACCAGCGGCUUUGGCAGACAGAAGAAAACCUACCAAAGAGGAUGAACAAGCUGCAGAAACUGCUUCAGAGCAGGAUCCUGAUCCUGAUGGUAUGUGCUGCUGGGAUUGGAGGCACUUUCCAAUACGGUUACAACAUCUCCAUCAUCAAUGCUCCAACUUCAUACAUCCAGGUGUUCAUGAACAAAACCUGGCAGGAGCGCACGGGCGUUCCCCCGGAGGACAACAUGAUCCUGCUGCUCUGGUCUUUCACUGUCUCUGUGUACCCUCUGGGGGGACUCGCCGGGGCUGUUGUUGCUGGUCCCAUGGCCAUCAUGUUGGGAAGGAAGAUGUCCCUGCUGGUUAACAACGUCUUUGUGAUCGUUGCUGCCGUCUUGUCAGGAUUCAGCCAAAUAGCCAAAUCCUUUGAAAUGAUCAUGGUCAGCAGAUUCUUCACUGGCGUGAAUGCAGGUGUAAGCAUGAACAUUCAGCCCAUGUACCUGGCGGAAAGUGCCCCAAAGAAGCUCCGAGGAGCUGUGGCCUUGACCUCCGCAUCCUUUACAGCCCUGGGGUUGGUGCUGGGGCAGGUUGUCGGACUCAGAGAGCUCCUCGGAGGGGAGGAGAGCUGGCCAGUUCUUUUAGCUAGCAAUGCAGUGCCUGCCCUGAUCCAGCUCAUGGCUCUGCCUUGGUUUCCUGAAAGUCCCAGAUACCUCUUGAUUGACCGUGGAGAUAGAGAAUCCUGUGUUUCUGCCCUGCAGAAGCUCAGAGGCAACAGCGACCUGGGAGCGGAGCUGGAAGAGAUGCUGGCUGAACAGGCUGCUGCUAAAGGUCAGAGGGCGAAGAAGCCUUGGGAGCUGUUCCAAAACCCAGCUGUGAGGUGGCAGCUGGUGAGCAUCAUCGUGCUGAGCAGCGCCAUGCAGCUCUGUGGGAACGAUUCGAUGUAUUUCUAUGCAGCCUACGUGUUCCAGGAGGCUGGAAUUCCUCAGGAUAAAAUCCCGUAUGUUGUCAUCGGCACGGGGAGCUGUGAACUGAUCGCAUCCUGUUACCUGUGUGAGACUCUUACUGCAAACAUGAUCAUAGACUAUGCUGGUCGGAGGCCGCUGCUGCUGGGGGGCUAUAUCUUCAUGGCAGGAUGGGCCGUGGUCUUCAUGGUCGCCCUGAGCCAGCAGACUCGGAUCAGCUGGAUGCCCUAUCUCAGCAUGGCCUGCAUUUUUGCCUACAUCCUGAGCUUUGGAAUUGGACCAGCUGGUGUAACAGGAGUUCUGCCCACCGAGCUUUUUGACCAGAUGUCCCGGCCAGCUGCCUACAUGAUCUGCGGCUCCCUGCUCUGGUUCAACCUCUUUCUGGUCGGAACAGCCUUCCCGUUCAUUGUGAAAAGUCUCGGACAUUUCUGCUACGUCCCAUUCCUUGUGGUCUGCGUCUGCACUGCUCUCUAUAUUGGGCUCUUCCUUCCUGAGACAAAGGGGAAAUCCUUCCUGGAAAUCUCGGAGGAGUUCAGGAAACGGAACUUCAAAGCUCAGAGCCACGCAGUGUUGUAUAAAGGCCCUGAGGAGAUCAAAUCCACCGUGUUGUAGCAGAGGGAAGGAGAAUAGCGCCUGGGGGAAGCUCAGAGGUGGCUAUGUUCUCUUGCAGGGACACGGAGAGAGGAGGAGGGUUAGGGAGAACAUAUUACUCUUAGGUUCACCUUGAAAAGAUUUUAGGCCAAGGUGGAAAACGCAGCUGUUCGGUCCACAUUACUUAUUUACUUUGUUUGUUAAACUCCUCCUAAGCCACCACUUGCUCUCUCUUCCUGCCUGCACCACUAACACUGGACUUGUCCUUUGUCAGCCCUGGGGACGUUCUCAGUGACUGGCUUCCUGAAAAGCCAGCUGGAGGCUUCUUGUUAAAAACUGGUCAAGGGUGACACGAGGGUUCCACUGAAAUACUUUCGGACAGGUAAAUCAGAGAAACACCCUGACAGCAGCAAAACAUGGAUAGGCAAGGGAUCUGAUCAGUUUUCUCUAGGAGAUCGAUUGAUGUUACAAACUGUAGUGAGCCGCCUCUCCACCUGCUGAAUGCUCUAACACCUGAUGAACUAUUUUCUUGCUACACAGCUUAAAAAAUUGUCCUGCUGCUCACUUCCAUGAGUUGAAAUGCAAAGUACUUGCUUCCAGCCAACACUGAGACUCAGGCCACGCUGCCAGGUACCUAAAUACUGAAUUAGGAUACUAUGGUUAGGUAUUGAAAUCUGAAAUUGGGCCCCAAAGGCUGAGUUUAAGAUGGGCCUUGAUUAAAUAAAUAAAGAAAGAAAGAAAGAGAGAGAGAAUGAAAAAUCGAUUUCCUCCUUUCCCAAGGAGGUGUUCAUAGGUGCUCUUGGAUAAAUGCAUACACCCACUGAAGGGUACAUAGCUAGCAGCCAAAGCAUAUCAGCCUGCCACACACCACCAGAUCUUUGCUUAUAUAGAACUUCGUGCUUAUGGAAAUAAAUCAUGUUGCUGCUUAUUUAAAGCAAAUUUAUAAUGUACAUCAACUAAUAAAUCUCUCCAAAUAUUUAAAAAUCUAUUUUAAGUUUCCAGUAGUAAAUAACACAUCUAUAUUCACAUCUAUAUAUUAGAAUCCAUAUUAAUAGGGACAGACUGCUGCCUUAUUCUCUUAUCAUCAAUUACCACCAUGCAAUGCUUCAGCAAAUGUCUUCUAAGUAUCUUCUGUAUGUCUUCUCCACCCAGACAGUAACUUACACCUCAGAAGCCUUUUUUUGCUUCUAAAUCUGGGUUCUCAAACACAAAAAUUAAUACGAUUAAGUUCUUUUUUCAGAUACCAGAUGAAAUUCUCAGUACCUUGCCCAGUGCUCCUGUUGUUUCUGUUAUUAAGUGAUUUCAAAUCGCCCCCUACUUGUUGAGCAACAGUGAGAGUUAAUUAUUUUCAGCUAUAAAAACAUGUGACAGGUGGAUUAGGAAGAAAGCUUCUAGUACUUGCUAAGUGGCUUAUUAUACAACUGACUUUUGGGCAUUGUUUGCAGACAAUUUAUUCUGGGCUGGUUUUCUUCAUGGCUUGUUUCUUGCCAUCCAGUCCUCUGCUGUGAAGCACAGGUAAUUCUCCAGUCCCACGUGCACACCGUGAGCACAGACACUGCUGACGCACCCUGUGGGGCUCCCACUCCAUUUUACACCCACGUUCUGCUGAGGCUGGAGUGUGGUGAGGAGCUCCUAUAGCAGCUGCUUCUUCUGGAUGUGGAGAAGAUUCCUCGCAGCACGUUCUCAUUUGUCUCCACAGAGCAUAUCGGAAAAGACCCAGAUGUGAUGCUGAUCCUCUGUAGGUAGCCCGGUAGAGAACAGGGCAAAGCUUCUCAUUUAAUGUGGUUUUCACAGGCAUCAGGUUGACUGGUGAUGUAUUUCUGCUGAUGGUUGCAGCAAAGAAGAACGCAUACAUUGGCAAAACAAGUAGUUGAAGUUUCUUUCUGUAUAUUUGUAACUAAGUCAAUAAAAGUACAGCAUUUUUAAAUGGCAUGAAUGUAAACAUAACAUUUCCAGAGUGUAUUAUGGUCAUGCUGGGCACGAGUGGAGAGGCAGAUAUAUUUCUCAGAUGAGGAGUCUGUGCAAGAGCUGUCUUUCACUGUCUACAGUUUACAACAUAGGAAAAAUAAAUCUAAACUUUUGUUCA